CUGCAACAAAGAUAUAAGAAAGGAGACUACAGAUGCGUUAUCAGUAAAAUGGAAUGCCUCACAGACUCUAAUUGUACUGGCUUACUUAGUACCAGGAUGGAUAUGUGCUUUAUUAGACAAAAGUUAUUAAAUAAAAUAGACUUAUCUAAUAUUUCUAGUAAAUUUUUGCACAAAGUAAAAAAAAAACAAUUUAUUAUUACAAUAUGUAGCAUGUAA
Messenger RNA from Parnassius mnemosyne (clouded apollo), 216 nucleotides. NCBI's taxonomy places the organism in Eukaryota, Metazoa, Arthropoda, Insecta, Lepidoptera, Papilionidae. The record is from the annotation of a GenBank genome assembly.